AUGUCUGGAGGACAGCGAAGGCUCUCAAAGGUUCCCAGUCCCGUAAAUCAUCUCUCUGUUGUUGGAAAUUUCGUCGGUGCUUUGCUUGGUGCAUCCAUGGGACUAGAAGAAGGCCCAAUAUUCUUCUAUGCUGUUGGAUUGGCUCAUUAUUUGGUCCUAUUUGUAACUCUUUACCAAAGACUUCUUAUUUUAUUGCUCUCAUCCUUUAUUUCUCACUGUUUCUUUGUCAAGGCUGUUCGUAUUAAUUUCUUUCGAGGCUUCAGAUUUUCAUUGGCGUGGUGGGCGUAUACUUUCCCCAUGACCGGAGUUGCUAUUGCCACUGUGAGGUACUCUACUGCCGCUGCCAACACAGUGACAAAGUGUCUAGCAAUCAUACUUUGCUCUCUUGCUACACUAACAGUAACAGCACUGCUUGUGACAACUAUCAUCUAUGCCUUUGUUCUGAGAGACCUCUUCCCAAAUGAUAUUUCAAUUGCAAUUAGUGAAAGAAGGCAUAAAACAAUUGGAUUAUAG
Molecule: messenger RNA, 513 nt
Organism: Nicotiana attenuata
Lineage: Eukaryota; Viridiplantae; Streptophyta; Magnoliopsida; Solanales; Solanaceae
Product: S-type anion channel SLAH3-like
Exons: 4
Coding region: 1-513 (170 amino acids)
Biological process (GO): intracellular monoatomic ion homeostasis; transmembrane transport
Cellular component (GO): membrane
Molecular function (GO): voltage-gated monoatomic anion channel activity
Source: RefSeq, a predicted model, not a curated record